Messenger RNA from Lithohypha guttulata, 1884 nucleotides. RefSeq lists its product as uncharacterized. The coding region runs from base 1 to 1884 and encodes 627 amino acids. Gene Ontology annotation, cellular component: nucleus. The record is from RefSeq and is a predicted model, not a curated record. Gene Ontology annotation, biological process: DNA-templated transcription. Lineage: Eukaryota; Fungi; Ascomycota; Eurotiomycetes; Chaetothyriales; Trichomeriaceae. Gene Ontology annotation, molecular function: DNA binding; zinc ion binding. The transcript has 2 exons.
AUGGGGUACGACCAAAGCAGGCAAGGCCACAGAAGCCCAAAGCUCCAUACUUCCACCAACUCUCCGGGCGGAAUGCAUGCCAAUUCACCCAAAGAUUAUUUCUACUCCCGCAAAUCAUCUCUUGCACUUACUGAGGCAUCAACGCCAACAGAUGUUGCUCAUCAGAUAUCUUCGAAGUUGGCCGAGGUCACGAACGAGGUAUCGUCACCGAUCAUGUCGGAAAACCAUGUCUCUGAUGCACCGACGCCGUCAAAAAGGCAAAGAGUAAACACUGAGGCUCCCCACGAUGGACGGAAAGUCACAUCUUUUGAUGCUGCUUCCAGUGCAACCAGAAACGAGAUCUACACGGAGGGGUUCGCACCACACACAGAUCCAGUUCUUGCCAACGAUAGACUGACAAGACACUACUUAAAUGCUUUCAUGGAACACGUCAAUACAUCGACGUUCGAAAUCUUUCCGCCCGAACGCUUCAUGGGAUGGGCACUGAACCACUCUCCGAAGUCACUAUGUGAUCGCCUAGUACUUUAUGCAAUGAUGGCCUUCGGAACCAUCCACAGCACCGAUAGAGAUCGAGCUUCCCACAGGAUGGUCUACAAGGAGAUUGUGUAUCGCGAGCUUGAUCAAGUCGAGUCACGGUAUUGCUUGCAGACUGUGCACAUCUUGCAUUUCCUGGCAUUUGCCGAAUUUGCAGACGGAAACCCAAAAGCAUUCUCGCUUUUUGCAAGAUGCGUCGGGGCAAUGGCAGUCAUGCAACUUAACAUCGAGCAGUCUAGUCAGCAGGAAGAGACUCCAUAUGGCUUUUCUCCGACAGUGUAUGCCGAGUGCCGACGCAGGACAUACUAUGCGAUCUCUUGUACAGAUACCUUCUCUUGCAUUAGCAAAGGCGAUCCGAAAAUGCUUCAGAACAGCGACAUAUUUCUCCGGCUACCGUGCGCGAGACAGCUGUACGAAGAGGAUCGUAUUCCUGAAUUGCCGGUCUUUGACCAGGACUAUGUGAUUCCCAAAUCAGUCACGCAACAGGAUUAUUUCGUGAUGGGUGACAUGGUCUGGCUCCUGCAAAUCGCAACAAUCUGCAGCGAGAUACAAUUGAACGUGUGGCGACAUCAACAAUGCAUCAAGGUAGGACGACGUUACGUACUAGAUCGUAGUACAAGACAGAAGCUAAAAGAGAAACUCGACUGGUGGUCAGAUGCUUAUGAGGACGCCAUGCGUGCAAAAGAAAGCAGAUCGGACAAGGAAAGCGACAAACACUUGAACAAUCGAUAUGACAGCGAUAGAUCACGAAAGUUCGCUGGCCUGGAUGUACUUUACCAUUAUGCUCACAUGGAGCUCAAUCGACGAGUACACCAUGGAGACUUGAGCGAAAGAGAAAUUAUGUCACAUGCCAGGAGUGCGAACGUACACGCGGUAGAACUUCUCAAGCUUGCUCAGCAGAUACAACAACGAGAUGGAUACAAUGUGAGAGAUCACACGAUUGUAACGAGGGGGGUGCUUACAGGAUACGCAAUACAUACGGCAAUCGACAUUGUCACUGCUGCUGGCAAAACAGUCGAUAUACUCGAGCCAGCCAGUAAGAUUAUGAGCUUAAUGUACAGCUCGUCGCAGCUGCUGGAACAGCUUACGAAUUGGUGGAUAAGUGCCAGACAACAGCAUGCGUUCGUCAAGGAAAGGAUUCAACUUGUUUGGCAGAAGGCACAGGUUGCUCUUAGCGAGCAGAGGCCAUACUUCUAUUGCUCGCAUCCAAUGGUUCAGGUGGUAGAUACGGACUUCGACUUGAUCUACGGUACUAACCGCAAGCAAUAUUUGCGUGCAGCAUACAGUAUCACAACCACUCUCAGUGACUUUGAAGUCUACAACAUCAACACAGCGAUGAAAAAGGUUUAG